This is a messenger RNA of Morone saxatilis (striped sea-bass), 4231 nucleotides long. RefSeq names its product UPF0687 protein C20orf27 homolog (gene adisspa). The record is from RefSeq and is a predicted model, not a curated record. Lineage: Eukaryota; Metazoa; Chordata; Actinopteri; Moronidae.
GCUGGCUUCCUGAAGAGCCACCACUGUUACGAGAUCGUCUUCAUCAUCCCUGAUUGCGCCACACUGGGCAAAGAGCUCUCCAGUCUUCCUUCCUCCUCUCCGACCCGAAGGUCCUCCAGCCUCCGGGUCCAUCGUAUUAACUCCACGAUGGAGGGAGGAGUGAAAGUAACCUGCGAGUACAGGACUCACCAGGAGGGAGUGCUGCAAGAGGAGAUCACUCUGGUAACCAGAGGGAAAAGGGACAGCAGUCUGAAGGUCAGACUCCAGGCCAGGGUUAUUGACCCACAUCAUGGGACUCCCAUGCUGCUGGAGGGGGUGAGGUGCCUGGGUGCACAGAAAGAUGCCCACACAAAGCACAGCAGCGACCGUAAGAGGAUAUGAUCAAAAUAUCUAAUGUGUGUAUACAUAUAUAUCUACAACAGUGCAGGGCCCAGAGUGGUAGUAUGGAAACAGCAGAAUGUGUUCCCCUAAUUGGAAACAGCUUUAUUUGACUGGGAAAUAAUGGGUCUGUGGUGUUUGCUAUUAUGGUAUUCCAAAUGAUUUGUUGGAAAAUAACAGGUCAAUCAUUUUUCACAAUUUUCACAACAAUCAAAACUGCAGACUCCAGCCUAGCAUCACCAGACUAGAUCGCAGAUGUGUAGUAGUCUGGAACCUCUGAAUUCAUUUUGGAUUUCCGAGGAUUAUAUCAACAGAAGCAUGCAAAAAUACCUCUAGAUACAAUUGGAUUGGUACUUGGUCUGUUUUCAAGCUGUACACAUGACAGCCCUGUCACACAUUUUCUCUAAUUACCUAAACAGUACACUAAAAUGUCUUUGAAAAGAUAGAAAAUAAGCAAUGUAUGAACAGAAUUUUGAUUCAUACACUGUAAAACCAAAUAAGUUAAUUUAACUCAAAUGUUGAAACCGACUACAAGUACCUUAAGUAAUUUUAAGUGACAAAAAAUGAUACUGUGAAAACAAAAUACAGAGUAAAAAGUUAUUAAUUAGGAAUGUUUCCAAAACGUACAAAACUAAGUCACUGCUACUUAAAAUUACUAGCAAAAGCAGCUUAAUCAAGAAUCUUUUUAGACCUAAAAAAAUGAGUUUGUGUUACUUAAAAAUUCUGAUGUAAUCGGUUUCAGCAGUUUUUUGAGUUAAAUGAAUUUAACUGGUUUACAUUGUAUUUUAUCAGCACUGCCUACUUUGACAGUUUGAACUGAGUUUUGUGAGCCUUUGUGUUACCCUGGACGGACUUGCAGGCUGGACUGGAUUGGAUAGACCUACAACCAACCAGAGCAGCGAAAUUUGUGACCUGUGACUUCAAAUCUGGUCCGGUGACAAUCCUCUGUCAGACCUGCCCCAUAUUAGACAAAUGCUUGUGAUUGGCCGACCAAAUCCAGUACCAGUGGAAAUCUGUCUGAAUGGGAGGGGGGCCAAAUGCAUCUGCCAGAGCAAAUGAAACAUGAGCUCGCAGAUUCGUCUGCUAUCUAGGCUGAGGCUCUUCAGCAAGAAAGCUUAAAUACCAGCAGCCUGCAGCUCUGGGUGAGCAUUGGACAACUGCUGUCCAGUUUAGACAGCCAUUAAGCCUCUUUUGUUGGAGGUAGAGUAAACCAGCACUUAACACUAGCCAGUUAACACAUUACACACACACACACAAAGCCACUGCCUGGAAAAAUAGUCAAAUGAUCAGCAACACACGUAUAGUAGUAGACCAUAAAGGUACUGCAAAUAAAUAGAUUGUUAUCCAGGAAAACUCUAAUUUUGACUCAUACUAUUCUCUGUUCUUUAUCUAUGUGCACCUACAAUAAAAUCAUCAAAACACAGUAGAGUAUAUUGGAAUUCAAAAUAAGUCAAACCUUUCACAGAAGAGAAUUAGGGCCGUACUUGAAAAAGUAUUUGAGUUCUGCCCAGAUUAAAUGAAAAAUGACAUAUGGUACCUCUAUUUAACAAUGCAUGCCAAAAUAUUUACAACAAAAUUUAAUAUUAAAAUCCAGUCAUUUUUCUUCAUCUAAAACAAAAUGUGAACGUGAUUACGUAAGCAUGAACCAACCAAUUUCAAACAACAAUAUCAUGACAUCCACCUGUCAAUCAAUCUACUUUUUGCAACACAGACAGACACACAUACACAUGUGUAACACAGCUGGCACCAGUUAUUUUACUAAUUGCACCUUACACCGUACCAGUACCAUUCUCAUUGUACUAUUGAUAUAUCGUGUGAAGGAAACUGAUUCAACUUCAGUGAGGAGAGUUCAUCUGGGGUCACUAAAUCAAGUGCACCUUGGCAACAUUGGCACUGUUUGCAAUAAGAGUCUGUCUGUCAUCACACUUUACUAUGAGUAGCGAUAAAUGACAAAGAAGAGAUUAUGAGGAUUUCCCAUAACCACACUGUUGUAUGUUUCUUUGAGUGUAGUUGGCAAUUAAAACUGUAUAAUGUGGGACCAUUGCAUUGCCAAGUAUGAAAUAGCACGAUACAGUUAAAAUGUUUAACAUGUCAUCUUAAAAAAUCAGAAUGUGUUGUCCAAACACCAUCUUUUAAGACGAUGCGAUAUGAAUUCUUGACUGUUUGUGGUGCAGAACACAAUGUGAACUGAAAGAAAAAAUCUUUCUGAUUGCAGGAAACUGCAUUGUUAUCUCUUCUUCUUCUUCUUCUUCUUUUUCUUCUUCUUCAGAUCUUUUAUGACUAAGGAGUAGUCUGCAUUUUUGGUUUUGGACAAAAAUAUGUAUAUGCCUUAAGUAUCUUUUCUGUUGACAUCAGUGCAGCCUUCUUGAUGUGUAUUAUGACCGCUUACAUCAGCAAAUGAUACAAUAUGUCACAUGUAAGUUGUUUUAAAUAUUCUGUUAAUGCUAUAACAGAGAAAGAGAUGGGAGAGUUUUCCGCUCUAUUUGCAUGAUUUGUACUCUAUCCCAUGAAGUGUAACCAAAUUAACUUUCCUGACCAAAUAAUUAAGACAGGCCAAGUGAAUGAUGGUCCUUUGUGGCAGCAGAAAUAAAUGUUUGUUUGUUUGUUUGUUUGUUUGUUGCUAUACUGUAUUUAUUACAUUGCAAUGUCAGAAAAAGGGAAGUUUGGUACAAAAUGUUAGUUAUUAAUUAAACGACUAAUUUUUAACGACUGUGUAUUUUUGGUAGAUCAUCAGCCCAAUGCUAAUCUCUAUUAAGAGAUAUCUGCAUAGAUCCGCAUCAUAGUCAAGGGACCAAGACUAUGGUGUCAGAAAAUUGCCUAUUGUCCCCAGAGGCUAAAUCAUUAGCCGAUGGGUUCCAAGAUUAGCUCCAUGCUAACAUUUUAGCAUACUCUCUGUUGAGUAAUACUCCAUGCUAACCCUUUAGCACACAGUAAAUUAAGUUAUUGUUCAUGAAUCAUUCCUAAAACUCAGUUGUGAAGACUAAAAAUUGUACCUAUUUAUAAUUAACCUAUUAACAAUGUCUUGUAUUUUGUACUAAAUAUUGACAAUCAAGUGUAGUUUCCUGACAUGCAGUUAGCAGCUAGUUCAGUCAGUCUGCCCGUCAGUAACACUGGUGUGAGUUCAAGUAGCCUUUAUUAUCAUUUGGGAUCAGCAGUAUACCGAUGUUAUAAGACAGUCAAGGUUGACAGCUCAGUACGGGUUAUGAAUAUUCCAUCACCUUUGAACACUGAUGAUUAUUUUUGAACAUGUACAUUAGCAGUUUGCUAUUACAUAUAUACUUACUAAAUUGAUUCAAAGACCCCUGUUGGUCCCCUACCCCAGUUUGAAAAUCCCUGAUUUAGACCACUGACUAGCCGGGAGAUUUUUUAUCAGAAUCAGAAUCAGAAUCAGAAAUACUUUAAUAAUCCUGAUUAUUAAACGAUUAUUUUAGUGACUACUUACAUUUUUAUGUUACAAAUUACACACAAUUAGUAAUUUUCCUCAGAUUGUUUAACACUAGUGGCAGUUCAGUAAAGCUUAGUUGAGGCUAUUAGGAUUCAUAGGAACACUUUUACUCAACAAAAGUAGUGGAAAGUGUUGAAAUGGAGCUCUAACGCCCAUCAUCCACCAAAGACAUUAAUUUGACGAUACUUAAUUCAUUUCCUGUUUAAACACUGUUGAUUGUGGAUAUGCAGCCUGCAAUGUGUUGAUAUGUGCUGCUCUGUUGUCUGACUCUGACCUGCCACCACACAGUAUGUGUCCCCUUGUACUUCCAUCCAUGUCCAUCAGGACUGUAUAAUUUGUCUGUUUACCUGAAUGUAAAUAAAGUAUCAUCUCACGUGUACAAAGUCAUCAGUUGAAUUUAUAUUGCAU